AUGAAAAACUACUCAGCCCGCCUAAUUAAAGCGCUGUCCUUCGUCGCGGAUUUGCAUCGGUUCGAUAAGUGGCGGGUAAUGAGAGGCGGCGUGCCGGCGCCCGUAGAUCACGCCAGAUGGCGCCACGGAGACGCCGCCGCGGCCGAUCGCGCAAUCGAGCGGCGCGAUCGUAGAUCGAUGGCGGUUUUUUGCGGAGACCCACCCGGUACAGUCGAC
This is a messenger RNA of Iphiclides podalirius (scarce swallowtail), 216 nucleotides long. The record is from the annotation of a GenBank genome assembly. Lineage: Eukaryota; Metazoa; Arthropoda; Insecta; Lepidoptera; Papilionidae.